UGUUUUUCAACAUGAAAGGCUGCAUGACUUUGGUCGUCUGUGCGGCAGCCGUCACUGCGUGGACGGUCUCUGCAGAUGCCAAGGACUUAUCCAUCACCACUAUAAAGGAGGAUCCGUACAUCAUGAGCAGAGGCUCUGAGCUGGAGGGUUACUGCAUCGACCUGCUCUCUGAACUCUCCAAGCAGCUCGACAGCUUUAAAUACAACGUGCACCUGGUCAAGGACGGUCGCUAUGGCGCCGUGGACCCCAGCGGCACCUGGAACGGCAUGAUCGGGGAGAUCGUCAGAGGGGAGGCAGACCUGGCCGUGGCUCCGCUGACCCUCACUGCGGUCAGAGAGCGAGCUGUGGACAUGACCACGCCCUUCAUACAGACAGGACUGAGCUUCAUUCUGCGUCGGGACCUGGUUUGUGAGGAGAGCAGCUUCAGUCUGCUGUCGCCUUUCUCCACCGACAUGUGGGUCGGGAUCCUGGUGGCGUUCCUGCUCACCGGACUCUGCAUUUUCCUGGUGGGCAGGAUCAGUCCCACUGAAUGGGCUGAGCCUGGUGCAGAGGAGCACAGCUUCACUCUGCUGCACAGCUUCUGGUACGUCGCAGGAGCGCUCACCCUGCAAGGUGCUGGACCUCACCCGAAAGGCCUGUCUGGACGUGUCGUCAGCGCCAUCUGGUGGCUGUUUGCUGUGAUGCUGCUCGCCUGCUACUUUGCCAACUUCAACUCAGCGAUGCACUCCACCAGCAAACACAACUCCAUCAACAGCUUCGAGGAUCUCGCCAACCAGGACGUGGUUGAAUAUGGAACCAUCGAUGGAGGAUCCUCCAAACUCUUUUUUAAGAACUCUAAGAACUCUUUGUAUCAGCGGAUUUAUGACCAAAUGGAGCGAAAGAAGAGCUUCGUGUCCAGCACGACAGAAGGCGUUCGUCGGGCCCAGGAGGGAAACUUCGCCUUCAUCGGUGAAGAAGUGUCCUUGGACAUGAUCGUCGCUCGCUACUGCGAUCUGGUCCGAGCGCAGAGCGUCAUCGGUAUGAGAGGCUACUCCAUCGCAGCACCUCAGGGUUCUCCUCUGGUGAAGAACCUCACCAUAGCCAUCCUCAAACUGAGCGAGUUGGGCGUCCUCACACACCUGCGACACAAGUGGUGGGCCAGCAGCUGUGAGGGGGGCGACAGAGCCCAGACCUCCGAGGCCCUGAAGCCCCACGACCUCAGGGGCCUCUUCCUCCUCCUCGGCCUGGGACUGGGUGUUGGUCUGCUGCUGGCUCUGCUCGAGCUCAUGUCCAGGGCCCGCAGCCAAGCAAAGGACAGCAAGAAAUCGUGCUGCUCGGUGCUGACGGCAGAGCUGAGCCAGAGGUUUGGCCGCAGAGGAGCGAGCGCGGAGCAGGACGACGCAGACAAGAGCAAAGCCUGAAGGGAAACGUUUACACGUUAGCUUUUGAUGAGGUAGCUUCUGUCCUCCUUCAAACACCUGCUGUGUUUCUGUAGUUACAGCCACAUCUCUCUCUCUCUCUCUCUCUCUCUCUCUCUCUGAGUGUUUGUCUUUUUUAAUAGAACGCAUUUUCAGUUUCCACAGAUCAGCAAAACCAAGAGACAUAGAGCUUGUUGUCAGACGUCCACGUCCCCCUCCUCACUACUAAUGUAUGGGUUUUUAAGGAAUGAUAGACUCGCUGUAAAACCCUUUUUGUAUUUGCUUUCAUUUUCCAAAUAAAUGGUCCAGUAUUGAA
Solea solea (common sole) is the source of this 1713-nucleotide messenger RNA. RefSeq lists its product as uncharacterized. The transcript has 10 exons. The record is from RefSeq and is a predicted model, not a curated record. Bases 12 to 1400 code for a protein of 462 amino acids. Gene Ontology annotation, cellular component: AMPA glutamate receptor complex; dendritic spine; postsynaptic membrane. NCBI's taxonomy places the organism in Eukaryota, Metazoa, Chordata, Actinopteri, Pleuronectiformes, Soleidae. Gene Ontology annotation, biological process: modulation of chemical synaptic transmission; synaptic transmission, glutamatergic; monoatomic ion transport. Gene Ontology annotation, molecular function: transmitter-gated monoatomic ion channel activity involved in regulation of postsynaptic membrane potential; AMPA glutamate receptor activity.